Messenger RNA from Monodelphis domestica (gray short-tailed opossum), 3650 nucleotides. Its product is annotated as kallikrein-8. Gene Ontology annotation, molecular function: serine-type endopeptidase activity. Gene Ontology annotation, cellular component: secretory granule. Gene Ontology annotation, biological process: memory; neuron projection morphogenesis; proteolysis. The record is from RefSeq and is a predicted model, not a curated record. Lineage: Eukaryota; Metazoa; Chordata; Mammalia; Didelphimorphia; Didelphidae.
GGCCCCAAACGCUGGUGAUAGCUGGGGACCAAGCGACCUGAAGCAUCAUAGGAGCCCUAAGGGGGGAACCAGCCAGGAGCCUGAGCCCAGAACUCCCCCCGGAGGAGUUCUUAAGCCUAGCAGGCCCUGCCAUGGGACCCUCUUCAGGCUCCUGGAGCUCCUGCUUCCACGCCUGGAAGCGCUGGGCCUUCCUCCAGCUGCUGCUGACAACCUGUGCAGGGUCCCUCUGGGUGCAGGAUUCCAGAGUGCUAGAGGGACAACCCUGUGAACCCCACUCCCAGCCCUGGCAAGCAGGCUUGUUCCAGGGCGUGCGGCUCCUCUGUGGGGGGGUCCUGGUGGCCCCUCAGUGGGUACUCACAGCAGCCCACUGUCAGAAACCGAAUUACUCAGUCCGUCUGGGAGAAAAUAGCCUGGAGAAACGAGAAGACUCUGAGCAAGAGAUUGAAGUAGCUCAAUCAAUCCCUCAUCCCUGUUACAACUCAUCCAAUAACAAGCACGAUCUGAUGCUGCUUAGACUUCGCAAACCAGCUGAGGUGAACAGGAAUGUGCAACCCAUUGGACUUGCCUCCAGAUGCCCUCAGCCUAAUCAGGAAUGUACGGUGUCAGGCUGGGGUACCACCACCAGCCCCCGAGAGAAUUUUCCAGACACCCUGCACUGUGCACAACUGUACAUCUGGUCCCAGGAUCGCUGUGAAAAGGCAUACCCAGACAAAAUUUCAGAUGGCAUGGUGUGUGCAGGGAACAACAAUGGUGCGGACACCUGUCAGGGUGACUCAGGGGGCCCUCUGGUGUGCGGGGGAGCUCUCCAGGGUAUCACAUCUUGGGGAGCAGACCCUUGUGGGGCAGUGGAUAAACCAGGCGUCUACACCAGUGUCUGCCGCUAUACUGCCUGGAUUAAGAAGAUUAUGGACGCUAACUGAGCCCUCUGCCCAGGGCGGGCUGGCAGGGGAAUGGAAUGGACAGGGAUGGGGAAAGGGGGGUCCUUCUCAAUAAAUACAUAGCCCGGGCCCCGCUCCCCCUAGACCUGACCGCACUUUGCUGCUAAGCUCUUGGCCCAUGGAGGCAGAAGCCAGGGCUCUCCGUGGUGGCAGUAUGUGGCUCUCAUCUGGGUCCGCCUUUCUCUUUCUCCUUGAGUCCUUCCUUGAGAUUGGGUUCGGGGAGACGUUGAGUGUUGCUCAAUGGUUAGCUCCAUCUGGGUCCAUCUGUUUUCCUGUCCCUCUUCUUCUCCCUCUCUGUUCCUUUCUGUGUCUGUCUGUUUCUGUCCUUUCCUCGUUCCCCCCUUCGGUCUUUGUCUCUUCUCCAGCGCCUCUGCUGUUUCUGUUUUCCGGGCUCUUCCUCAGGUUCAGAAUCUCUGGCGGCCUCUGGCUCGGUUCUCUCCCCUUCUGGCUCGGUGACCCCUUGCCAUCAUUCCCACCGGAGCCCCCACUGUCUCCGGCCGCGUUCUCUGGGUUCUCCCCUUUGCCUGACUCGGGCAGCCUCCCCUUUCUCCUCGGUGGCCCUUGGCUCUCCUCCCGGCGACACCUCUUUCCCAAUCCGUCCCGGGGCCAGGGCGCGGGGAGCACGUCCUCUCGGGCGGGGCCCCUGAGCAGGGAGGAGCCCCAGGAGCAGAGACGCCAGAUGCCUCCCGAGAUGCUCUCAGAGUCUCCAUAAAGGGCGCAGUGCUCCUGGGCGUCCGACCUUCGAAAAAGCCAAGCCACGACCCGUCCUUCCUCCCUCCCCGGCCUCCUGGGUCUCGGGUCCGCCUGUGCUCCUGGCUCAGCUCCAGCCGGCACCUGCACCUUGCCCUGCUAUUCCGCGGUGCCCCCAACCCUGCAUUCUCAUCCCGCCCCCAGCGGUGCCCUGCCCAUCCCUGCCCCCUCGCUCCUUGUCUUCUUGUGCUCCUACUCACCCUAAAUUGUACCGCCUUCCCAGGCCUCCCGUGGCUCCUUAUUUCCACCCUCCGCUCCUUUUGCCCCUUGCCCCCAAUCCAUUAAGUCCUACCCUCCGUGCCCACAUCCUCCAGUCCAGGCGGGACCUUGCCCAGCCCCGCCCACACCCGGGUCUGGUGGUCUUACCCCGCUCCCAACCAUUUCCUUACCCCACUUCUCCCCAGUGCUCUUCCAUGAAUAUUUCUCUCCAGGCUUUCAGACUAGAGACCACCCUAGUCGUCGGUCUCUUCUUCCAAAGUCCCCUCCUUCUGGACCGCCCUAGUCCUCAUCGACUCCAGUUUCCUCCCCUCCCCCCCAGAAUUAUAGCUCUGCCCACUGAACCUAACGCAGAUGGAGAGCUUCUGCCCCCACCCUCAGGCCUGGUCCUGCCCCUUAGGAUUUACCUGCCAUUAAAGAUCCUGGACCCACAAGAAACUUGGGCUGGAUCUCCCGAGGUCUAGGGCCUGAGGGUCCAUUGCCUAGAUCCCCAGUGGGAGCUGAGGUUCUUAAAGGAGACAGUGUCUGGGGCCUCCAGGGAAAGGGGCAGGAGGGAUCCUUUACAUAGUGUUAACCCCGUGAUCACUACAACAGACCUAAGAAGUAGGUUGUAUAGGGGUUAUUACCCCCAUUUUAAAGCUGAGGAAACUGAGUCACUUUGAAAUUUAGCUCUUAAGACAGGAAGCCAGGUGCCUUUGGAAUCCUAGCUCUUCACUAUGUCUCUCGGACCCCUUUUCCUUUUUCUCCAAAGGCCAAAAGUUUCAGAGUGCCUUCUACACUACAGAUACUUAAAAUUGGGGGGGGGGAGGGCUAGGUGGCUUAGUGGAUAGAGAGCCAGGCCUAGAGAUGAGAGAUCCUGGGUUCAGAUCUGGUCUCAGACACUUCCUAACUGUGUGACCCUGGGCAGGACUCUUAACUCCCAUUGCCUGGCUUUUACUGCUCUUCUGCUUUGGAACCAAUACACAGUAUUGAUUCUAAGAUAGAAGAUAAGAGUUUUUAAAAAAUAAUAUGGUCAGAACAGUGGGUACAAGACGUCCCUUCUGAACUCUGUGGCAUGCUCUGCCAUCAUCAGAAGUUGAUGAUAGCUGUGACAAAGGAGGAUAUCCACUCAGGAUGUCAGGUUUGUCUCUGGGCCCCACUACAGACAUUGUAAAGGUCCCUGAGAGCUAUCCAAAUCCCUGGAUCCUCUGAGAUCACAAGGUCAUUCUCUGACCAAGGUUGGGGAAGGAGAGAGAGCCUUUCCUCUGACUCUUCUCAGAAGGGAUCUCCUCUCAGUGUCUUGGUUGGAUCUGCUCUCUCCAACACUAGGUUUUGAUCUGGACUUCUCUUUAUAGAAGACUCAAAAAAUAAAAUAUGUCAGGGUGACUAUGACUUGAGUGCUUCUAGCUAAUUGAUUCAAUAGAGAUGAUCUCACCUGAUAAAAGUAUCAGGGCUAGAGCAUUUUGGUUGCUACUCUAAGCGUGGGUGGGGCGAUUGACUCAAUACAUCCCCACACAUACACACACAUAUAUUUUUUUCACACCACAAUAAUUUCCCAGUGAGAGGCUGCAUGUUGUGGUGGAUAGAGGGUGGGUCUCGGAAUCAGGAAUUUAAGUCCGGAUUUUGACACUUACUGUUUCUGUGUGAUCAUGGGAAAUGAUUUAACUCCUCAGAGGGCCAAACAACUCCCUCAAGUUCAAAGUUACAGACUGAUAUUCAUUUGCACUGGAGAUUUAAAAGCAAAACAAAAUAAACAAUGAAGCCACA